AUACACGCUUUUAAAAGAACUGUCGACAUGGUUGAUUUGUUAAUGAGCCAAUUAUAUUGAAAAUGCGUUCUUCUUCUCUUAAGUUGCUAUACAUUCGAAUAACUGAAAUGAAUCCCUAUCGAAUAAUGACUAGAACAAUAGCUUUUUGAAUAAUCUGAAUUAAGUAAAUUUAUACAAAAAAUCUAUCUGACGUAAAAGACGCCACGCGAGGACCGUGUCAAACAUGCAAUGCAAAAAAGCUAGGUGCAUUCCCGCGCAUGGAUAUGUCGCAGUGCGGCUCAGUAAAGCGGUCCAUUGAAAGACGGUAAAGGAAAAGACUGGGCUAAUGAUUUGAUUUGAGCUAGCUGCAUGAGGCAUACGGCAAUCAACAAGCGAAAUUCCACACACAAUCCCUGCAUAAAAACACGCAUUCCAACUGCAUUCUCUCUCGAUACACUGUGGCCCCAGACACGUACACGUGAAAUACGAUUAAUUUUGUGUGUGCGGUGUGUGUGUGACGCGGUUUUGACCAUUCAACUGCAGUAUCUUUCUCCUCGCCUGCGAACCGGCUACACUCCUACAGGUCCUUGUUUUUGCCUCUAUCAUUAAUUUUACGUCAAUAUAAUGGCUGAUCAACUCACUGAAGAGCAAAUUGCAGAAUUUAAGGAGGCUUUCUCCCUAUUUGACAAGGACGGCGAUGGCACCAUCACUACUAAGGAGUUAGGCACAGUGAUGAGGUCACUGGGUCAAAACCCAACUGAGGCUGAGCUUCAAGAUAUGAUCAAUGAAGUUGAUGCUGAUGGAAAUGGAACGAUAGACUUCCCAGAAUUCCUCACGAUGAUGGCAAGGAAAAUGAAGGAAACAGACAGUGAGGAGGAGAUCAGGGAGGCAUUCCGGGUAUUUGACAAGGAUGGCAAUGGCUUCAUCAGUGCUGCCGAGCUUCGCCAUGUGAUGACAAAUCUUGGUGAGAAGUUGACAGAUGAGGAAGUUGAUGAAAUGAUCAGGGAAGCAGAUAUUGAUGGUGAUGGUCAGGUCAACUAUGAAGAGUUUGUAGCUAUGAUGACUUCAAAGUGAGAACUGUUUUCAAGGUCUUUCAUUAUUCACGUGCGUGCCACCUCCUAUUUCAACGUUGCCACCUGUCAUGGACUUCUCAACUAUAUCCCCUUCUCAUAUGGACAGACCUACAUUGUAAACCUGCCAUCUUUUCUACAAUGCAUGUAGCAUGGCUGUAUUGUCUUCUCUUCACUUAAGUCAAGUUUAUAUGCUUUGAAACUGCGCAUUCCAUGCCAAGGAUAUUUCCCAGCUUUCCCUACCCGCAGCCAUCUACCUAUUAAACUUGUUACUCUUUCUCACCAUGGAAAUGUUCCUGGAUGCUGUUUAGUGCUUAUUGAGUACUCCACUCUGUCUCUUGGACCACUAUCUUAGAUGCUUUCCCUUGUGCCUUGUAGCAAUCCAUAUAAAACCCUCAAACAAUGCACGCGCACCUUGUACAAUUCAAUUGGCAGCAAUAUCAAUAUUUAGGUUUUUUGUAAGUAUACUCUCCUGUAUAUAGAGAGCUCUAUGAUUGUGUAGAGUGAUUUGGUAAUUUCUUUUUAAUUAUUCAUGAUAUUGACUGUUCUGAAGAGUAAACUUUAACAGGGUUUGUUUUGUGUUUUAUUUCUGGUUGUUGCUCUGGCAAUUGCAAGAACCUAUUUUUCCCUGCAAUUUAUGUUUUUUCGCAAGAAUGUGUGAGUUGCUUAAGGCAGAAUUUUUUGCAUUCCAUAAUUUCAUGUUUUAUGUUUUCCAUCAUUUUUUGCAAUCUUUCAAUCUUGUUUACUGCAUAAACCUUGAAUUGGAGAAAAAAAAAUGAAAUAUAUAUGUUGCAAGCCUUUUGAUGGGCCUUUUGCAGAAAGUUUUUCAAGUAUGCAAAGUACAGUGAUCAUGUGGAUUGUUCAUGUAGAUAAACUUCUGUAUCAUUUGUAAGAGAAGACGUUCCCUUUGGGCUAAAUCUCUGAACGAAGUGAUUUUAUAUUAAAACGUGCCAUAAUGACAUGAAAUGCAUGUUAUGCAAUGGAGCUGAUAUACAAAAGGAAAAAAAGCAUGAUGAAUCCAUUUUUGAAUGACAGCAUUUGGUUUUCAUGGGGAAACAGUUGAGCUCAACUAAAAAUUUGAUUUAUCUUUUUGUACUUAUUUACUUCUUGAUGUCUCCUGAUAGUGCUUUUUUUCAAGACUUCCUAAACAGUCUUUCCUUGAUUACAUUGCUUAUAACAUAUUACCUACAUAUGUUUACAUAUCAACCGAUAAUGUGUUCGUCAACAAACAUGCAUAUAAUACAGUAGUUGUAUAUAUAUAAUAGCUGUAUGUGAUUUCUUUGAGUCAUAUAAAUUGGGCUCAGCUCAUAUUUAUAGAUACGGAAGAUGUACUGUAUUCUACUCAUAGAUUAACUUAAGACGAUUCCUAGCAAACUAUUUAACAAAAGUUCAUUGAUAUCAUUUAUGCAUGAAUAUCAAUUAUGUCUGGAUUAAUCAGUGUUCACUGUUUCGUUACCAGUUUUCAAAUAUAACAUAAUAUUGGUAUUAUCAUACAGGUACAUGUACAAUUAGAAGCAGCUCAACAAUACUAAUCAUAUACUAUUGACAUGUAAAAAAAUGUUGUUCUUGUCUCUUUUGUUAGCUGUGAUCCAUUCUUGUUAUCACUGAGUAUGUGCAGCAAGUGCAGUUAAAGUCCACAAUGCUAUCAAACAUACACCCAUCAUGACCCAUGGAAUUCAGUUCAAUUUGUUCGCUUGCCAAACAUCGUAAAAUUUACUAUAUGAGCUUCAGAAAUAUAGAUACUACCAUGAUGAAUUUGGUAUCAAAUGAAAGAGCAUAUUAAGCUAUUUCACAUGAUAGGGAUUCCGUUGGGAUUAAAGUAUAUUUCAGGUGGAAUUUUCUUUGAAGAAAAAAAGGAAUAUUCAUGCCGAAUGUAUUCUGUUAUAUUUUCAAACAUCGUUUCAUAGAAAUAUAUAAAUGUCAAAUCUAUGAUUUAUAUUACAUUUUCUAUCAUAUGUCACCACUGAACAAAAAAGGUGUAAACUGAAAUGUUUGUGUUGAGAAGUAACUAGCACAAAUUUUUUUGGGGUCAAGUUUCUAUUUUUGAUUUGUCUAAAAUAUGAAGAUUUUUUGGGGAGAAAUGACACCUAGAUAUUUUUUAUUUUUAAAUGACGAAGCAAUGUGAUGAAGGGGCAUGCAGAGCUGCCAAAUAGUACGAUUUUGUCGUAUUCCGUACGAUUUUUCACUUAAAAUACGACACUAGGAUUUUUACAAAUAAAAUACGAUUUUUUGAAAAUAUAGCUAUGGUAAGGCUCGACAUAACAGAAAUCCACCUCGGGCAAUCAUUAUUGAAAAAUGUUAAGUUUUGGUGGCCCGAAUCGGGCAACCAAUAAUUUUCAAAGUAGCGCAAUUUUUCUCCCGAUUUUGCACCAUUUAUCAACUUUAUACAGUUCAAAUUGCAACCAAUUCGUCAUGCGCCCUUUUUGUUGAUCUACACACAAAUACACACACACAUGACAGUACAUAGGCUUACCGCUCUAGCAUACAGUAGCUAUUAUCCAGCCGGCCGGCUGGCGUGCGUGAGCUUUGCAUGAAACCACUGCAGCUACAUGUAGCUAUCUGUGCGCUAUCAGCCUAUUCAGACUCGGGGAGCUACGAUACGAAAUGUUGCUGCUAAGAUAUCUUCCACAGAACUUUGAAAAUCUAUUUGCAAGCAUUAAAAACAGGAAUUAUGACCUCUCUUUUGACUCAAAAAGACCGAUUUCCAAAUGUAUUAAUACACAUAAAAACACAUAGGUGAGUACAUCACAGUCCCAUAUGUGCAUUUGUAUGUAUGUUGAUACUUGGUUUCUUUCGAAGCUGUGUCUUUUCUAGCAAAAAAUAAGCAGACAGUUUUUUCCUUUUUGUCUCACCUGCAUAGCAGAGUGAGACUAUAGGCGCCGCUUUUCCGACGGCGACGGCGGCGGCGACGACGGCGGCGGCGGCGUCAACACCAAAUCUUAACCUGAGGUUAAGUUUUUGAAAUGACAGCAUAACUUAGAAAGUAUAUGGACCUAGUUCAUGAAACUUGGCCAUAAGGUUAAUCAAGUAUUACUGAACAUCCUGCCUGAGUUUCAUGUCACAUGACUAAGGUCAAAGGUCAUUUAGGGUCAAUGAACUUAGACCAUGUUGGGGGAAUCAACAUCAAAAUCUUAACCUAAGGUUAAGUUUUUGAAAUGUCAUCAUAACUUAGAAAAUAUAUGGACCUAGUUCAUGAAACUUAUACAUAAGGUUAAUCAAGUAUCACUGAACAUCCUGCAUGAGUUUCACGUCACAUGACCAAGGUCAAAUUACAGUGAGCACAACAAAAUAAUGAGAUGUAUAGUAGGAAAGUACACGACGGGUAUGAAUAGGAUUUUUUGUCUAAAAAUAGGAUUUUUUGGGUGAAAUAAUAGGAUUUUUUGUCAAGUGUGGUUGGCAGCUCUGGGCAUGGUUUAUACUCAUUUGUUAAUUACCAAAUUCGUCAUGAUACACUGUAGCACAAAUAUUUUAUUAGAUGCAGGAAAUUUGAAGGUGUUGGCAAGUGUCAACUUUACUUUGAAUUCCAUGGGUGUAUGUAAACUUCUGGCCCCAACUGUAUAUUGAAUGUUUGACAAAUCCAUCAAAGUUGUGAAUUUUAAGUUUUGAUAUUGUGUUAGAAAUGAGAGCAGCACCAAUAUAAAUUCCAUUAAAAGUA
This is a messenger RNA of Lytechinus pictus (painted urchin), 4704 nucleotides long. RefSeq names its product calmodulin-beta. NCBI's taxonomy places the organism in Eukaryota, Metazoa, Echinodermata, Echinoidea, Temnopleuroida, Toxopneustidae. Gene Ontology annotation, molecular function: calcium ion binding; enzyme regulator activity. Bases 604 to 1053 code for a protein of 149 amino acids. The record is from RefSeq and is a predicted model, not a curated record. The transcript is spliced from 6 exons.